ACAAAGUUUACUCUAAAAUACGAAAAAAGUGUCUUUGUCAUUAUUUGACGGAAUGACUGCAGAUCAGCGUAGUUUCAAAGGGGAAUGUAAACAUUAAAGUGAAGUCACAAAAUUGUUUUUGAAAUAAAUUGAAAAUAUUAAAUUUUGGCUUUAAAUAAGGCACUAAUUGACUAAUCACAACGAUUAACACAUUAAACGAUGGACAAUGAUGACAAGAAACUAGAAUGGAUGUAUAAAGGCAAACAUGAUGUCAACAGAGACGAUUUUUUAACUGGAAAGAAAGUUGACAAGCAUUUUGAAGAAAAUGAACUGGGAAAUUGUGUUGACUUUGAAUGCUUGCCUUCAUCUAUUGGUCGCAUAUCCAAUGUUGGAACUGAAAAGUACAGUCAAGUUGAUAUUUUAAGGAAGGAGAUGGAAGAUCCAUUAAUGCUCAUUAAACAGAAAGAAAUGGAAGCAAGAAGGAAAAUUUUGGAAAAUCCACUGAAGUUGAAGAAGCUGAAUGAGAUUUUAAAGAAGGAAAAGAAAGAACCAGAGAAAUCAUCAAAAAAAAAGAGUAAGAAAAGAAGCAGAUCCAGUUCGUCAAGUUCGUCUUCCAGUGAUUCUGAAGAUUUGGACAAAUUAUUAAUGGAAAAAUAUAAGAAAUUACAAGGAAAAUCACAGCAGCAAGAUGAUGAUGAUGAUGAGGAAUCAAAUUAUGUGGACAGGAAAUUCAAGGCACUAACCACUGAACUUGAUAAAAUUGCAAAAAAGAAGAAAAAAAGGUCAUCAUCAAGUGAAAGUUCUUCUAAUGAACGAAAUUCAAGGCAGAACAACAGAAUGCAAUGGUCAAAUGACAGACGAGGUAUGAAUCGAAAUAACGAUUAUCGCCCUAAACGUGGAAAUCCUCGUGAACAAUACAUUCGUGGACGUUCACAUGAAAAAAGAUAUAAUAAGUAUAGAAGUAGAGAUCGUUCACUUGAAAGAAAAAAAUCUGUUAGUCGUGGCAGGUCACAUGAAAAGCGAUUUGAUAAAAACAGAAGUCGAGAUAGAUCCAGAGAGAGGAAAAUGUUCAGUAUUCGUGGACGUUCACAUGAGAAACGUAACAAGAAAGACAGGAGCAGAGAUCGUUCUCGUGAACCCAAAAGAUCCAGCGAUAAGAAUAGAUCACGUUCAAGAGAACAGCGUGUAAAUUACAGAGAUAAAUCAGGUGAAGAUAAGUAUAGAAAUCGGGACUUUUCGAGAGACAUAGAUGACAGAAAUACACGUCCAAAAGAUCGAAAUCGUAGAGAUGGCAACAAUAGACAUCGAUCAAGAUCUGUUGAGGAUUUACGCAGCAAAAAACUUGACAAGAAAAUGUCACUAAGUCCUCAAAAAUCAUCACAAUCCUCAUCACCAGAUAUCAGAAAGCCACCAUUCAGUACCAAACAGUUUGGUUUAGUCACAGCAUCUGGUGAGAAAAUUGAAAUGUCAAAUAAAGGCGAGGUCAAAAAGUACACGAAAGAAGAACUGAAACCAAAACGUGAAGCACCAAAAAAGUUCGAUAAAAAUGUUAAGGCACAACUUACAGAAGAGGAAAAAGAAAAAAGAUAUCGUGAAAUGCUGUCUAAUGCUGAUUGGAGGGAAAAGGAUAGAGAACAGAAUGUCAAAAAAUACAAUGAUGAAGUACAGCAAGAACAAAAAACAUUUGAAAAAGAUUUUGAUAAAGAUUUCAUUAAUAGAAAUAUUAAGCAUGCUCAGGCACAAAUUGGUUCAUUAGAGAGUAGAAUUAAGAGUAAUGUAAAUAAUAUUCAAAGAUCAGGACAGUCAAUGAACCAGAAUUUCGCUAAACGUUAAUAAUAUCCAAAACAUAAGUAAUAAAAUAAUAAUGUUGACUCUUUUAAUUUAAGCGUGUGUUAAGCACGGAAG
This is a messenger RNA of Chironomus riparius, 1884 nucleotides long. NCBI's taxonomy places the organism in Eukaryota, Metazoa, Arthropoda, Insecta, Diptera, Chironomidae. The record is from the annotation of a GenBank genome assembly.